Striga hermonthica is the source of this 279-nucleotide messenger RNA. Lineage: Eukaryota; Viridiplantae; Streptophyta; Magnoliopsida; Lamiales; Orobanchaceae. The record is from the annotation of a GenBank genome assembly.
AUGGAUUUCGAAGGUGAUUUUGAAGAAUAUUAUCAACUACCUCCUCCGUCAUUUGAUCGAGUGAAAAAUUUCGGGCGAGAUUUUGAGGCCAAAGGGUUCAACCCAGGAUUGAUUGUAUUGCUUGUAGUUGGUGGGCUACUUUUUUUAUUCUUGGUCGGGAAUUACGUGCUUUACACAUAUGCCCAAAAGACCUUACCACCAAAGAAAAAGAAGCCCGUCUCGAAGAAGAAGAUGAAGAGGGAAAGGCUAAAGCAAGGUGUGUCAGCACCUGGAGAAUAG